UUGCCGUCAAUCAUGUACGUGGGCGGUGUCAGGUGACAUAAGAUAGUGAGUUCCAGUAAAGAGCACUUAUAGUUUUAGUACACACACAGACAUUUAACAAGCGACAGCAACAGGACUAUCAAAUAAUACUGGACUGGAUUACAAAACUUUAUAACAGCUUCAAUAUGAUGCCUUUCUAACAACAUUGUGACUUUUAAGUCGUGACCAAUGUAAUUAAUUCGGUUUAAAGUAACUGUAUUUUCUUUUUGUUUGUUCUUUCGCGUUUCACGUCAUAUUUUCUUUUUACAAUCAUAUGUGAAAUUUUAGACAAAAUAGUAGGCUAUUGCUCGUACCAUGGCUGACGCAGCCCAAAACCAGAUGGUCGAGAUCGACCCGGACUUCGAGCCGCUCUCCAGACCCCGCUCCUGUACUUGGCCGCUGCCUCGGCCGGAGUUUCCCAUCCCCGCCGCCCCCGACUCCAACACAUCGUCCCCAGCUCCGUCAGACAAGCAAGAGUCCUCAAGCAACAGGGACUUUAUCAACAACCUCAGUUUGCUGGAAGAGAAUGAGGACUUCCCUGAUCAUAAGCCUCUCAUGCUGUGCAGAGAUUUCCAGUGCCAGGAGAACUGCAUCCACCUGCAGCAGAUCCCGAAUCUCCAGCAACAGGUGCCCGUAAUCUCUUCUCCAGUGGCCGCUGCCGCUGAAGCCGCUCAGCGCAAGAGCAGCUCGUCCAGACGCAACGCCUGGGGGAAUAUGUCAUAUGCGGACCUGAUUACCAAAGCCAUCGAGAGCUCCCCCGAUAAUCGUCUCACCUUGUCUCAGAUCUACGACUGGAUGGUGAAAAGCGUCCCUUAUUUUAAAGACAAGGGGGAUAGUAACAGCUCUGCUGGUUGGAAGAACUCAAUCAGACACAACCUGUCCCUACAUAGUAGGUUUAUCCGAGUGCAGAAUGAAGGGACAGGUAAGAGCUCUUGGUGGAUGCUCAAUCCUGAAGGCGGCAAAAGCGGCAAGAGGCCUAGACCCCGGGCUGUCUCCAUGGACAGCAACAGCAAGUUUGCCAAGAGUAGAGGACGAGCAGCAAAGAAAAAGCUUGAUCUUCAGGGAGGGGCUGAGGGGGGCGGAGACAGCCCAGGCUCUCAGUACAGCAAAUGGCCUGGCAGUCCAAACUCCCACAGCAACGAUGACUUUGAUGCCUGGACGGCUUUCCGUCCACGCACCAGCUCCAAUGCCAGCACACUGAGUGGCCGUCUCUCGCCCUUUAUUGAUGAUGAACUUGGUGACUCUGAUGUCCACAUGGUCUACCCGGGCCCUGGGUCAGGUGCCAAAAUGACCUCCACUCUCCCCAGCUUGUCUGAAAUGGCUGGUUUUCUCAGUCACAGGGGCUCUGAAAAUGUGAUGGAGAACCUUCUGGAUAACUUCAACUUGCUCUCACCUAAGAACCCAUCAGUGGGUUCCACAGGAGGGCCUGGGUCAGGAUCCAACCAGUCCUCACCCUCAUCGCUCAUGCAGCCCAGCCCUGGUUACUCCCCCUACAGUUCCCCAGAUCUGGCUGCAGUCAACCAGCAGACCCAACAAGACUAUCGUAAGUGUCUCUACAGUCAGGCAGGAAUGGGCAGCAUGUCCCCCAUGACGAUGCAGCCUCUGCCAGAAAGUAAGCCCUGUUUUGUUUCGGACCCAGGAAAAAUGGGCCAGUUUAACUGCACAGCAGGGCUGCUAAAAGAGCUCCUUACAUCUAAUGGAGAUCCUGUAAAUCUCAUGCCCUCAGUGGACACAGUUGUCUCCCAGUCAGCUGGAGGCAGCGGAUGUAUGUUGCCUCCCUACAGCAGUGGGCGGAAUGAACUUAUGGGAGGUGGAGCAUCUCACAGCCAUACUCUCUCUCAUCCACACAAUAUGGACAGACAAGACACAUCUCUGGUACUGAAUGGGCGACCGGUGCAACCUCUGACCGGCAUCGGUCACAGCGGUGCUGGUGGAUGCUUGGGGAACAUCAAGUCAGCCAUGCAGAUGCAAUAUGAAGGAUCCAGUCACCUUGGAGGUGGGCUUCCUCCUUACUGCAGUGUCAACAGCAACAGAUAUGGGUGCAGCCCAGGAAUGAUGCCCCACCAGCAACAGCAACACCUGGGGAAACUGCCCAGUGAUCUGGAUGGGAUGCCUCUGGAGCGAUUUGAAUGUGAUGUUGAGUCUAUCUUGCAUGAUACGCUCAUGGAUGGAGAAUCGCUGGACUUCAGCUUUGACCCUAUGGCCACCCAACAGGGGUUCCCAACUCACAGUGUAAAGACCACCACUCACGGCUGGGUGUCUGGAUAGGAGCUACUUUUAUUAAACUUAUAAAAUGUAACAACUCAACAGUAUCUGAAGUCAUAAAACAGGACCUUCAAAAUUACUUCUUAAGUAGUUUUGUAAAACACAUAUUUAAAAACUCUGUAGAUAACUAGAUGAUAUGUAAAGUGGCCUGUUGGGCAGUCAUUGAAUUUGAUUCUUUUGAUUUUUACAGGUAAAAAAAGAACUAUAGAACAGCAGUGCUGAGUGGCUGCCCAAACGCAUUCAAACACCUUGUCAGGGAAUGUAACCUCCAUUUUUCUUUCACUUUCUUCACGUUCAAAAUUUAAAAAGUGCCAGACCCAGGUGCCUAUGCUGCACAGCCAAAUUGACAAGCUUUAUUUUGCUGCCUUCUUACUGUAGAGAAUCAGUUGUCAAAUCAGGGCAAUGAAAACCUGAGGCCAUUACAUCUGCUGAAACAUAAACUUACCAGUGUCCACAUUUCAGUAAUGACACCUCAAGUUCAUUUGAUACACUUUAGAAAUGACUUCCAAUGGUAACACAUUCAUGCUGUGCUUCAUGGAGACUCCAUCAUUGGCCUUAAUAGGAAGAAAAACUGGGACAACAGUAGUCAGGAAUGACUGUAAAUAUAUUAAUUAAGAAAUAGUUCUGCAAAAACAUGACCUUGAAAACAUUAGGUAAAUUGUUGCAGACUAGCUCAGCAUAAUGUCAAAUUCAGCAUAUCAUUACACUUUCAUUUCUGUCUUGUUACACUUUCAUUCUGUCUAAGCAUAUUUGACGCAUGGCAGAUGUACUACAUUUCUAAUGAGUGUGUCACUAAUGAUUUAAUGACAACAGAUUUAAUGUUGUUUUGUAUAUCUGAGAGAAACUGGACUUGACAUUUUACAUAUUGGUAGGCUUACUAUUUCUCAUCUGAAUUAUAUACAUAUUUCCACAUUUUUAAUAAAUUCUUGAAAUUUUAAAAACAUAAAGUAGAACUAUGAGAAGGCUAUUUAUAUACAUACAUACAUACAUAUACAUAUUAUCACAAUUCUAAUUGCUGUAUAUUAUUGCCUUCAGUUUGAAGAAGAAACAGCUCACCCAAUAAUAAAAAAUGCAUAAUUUAAUGUUUUCCAAACCAAUAUUUAUUUCUUCUGUGAAAUACAAAGUUUACAUUUUGAACAAUAUCCUGGCUGCUCUUUGCCGUGUAAUGAAAAUGAAUGGGGACUAAGUCUCUCAAGUCUUUUGGUUUGUUUUGCAGGAUUUCUGUGAAAGAUUAAAAAUUUCAAUUGACUCAUUCCUUAUAUAUAUGUAUAUAUACAUACAUACACACACAUA
Molecule: messenger RNA, 3576 nt
Organism: Carassius auratus (goldfish)
Lineage: Eukaryota; Metazoa; Chordata; Actinopteri; Cypriniformes; Cyprinidae
Product: forkhead box protein O1-A-like
Exons: 3
Coding region: 334-2286 (650 amino acids)
Biological process (GO): regulation of transcription by RNA polymerase II
Cellular component (GO): nucleus
Molecular function (GO): DNA-binding transcription factor activity, RNA polymerase II-specific; RNA polymerase II cis-regulatory region sequence-specific DNA binding
Source: RefSeq, a predicted model, not a curated record